ACGUUUAAGAAAUUUUAAUCCAUUAUUAAUUUUUUUCACAAUUAUACAAAUUAUUACUGUCAAUGCAGAUUAUGAAUGUCGAGAUGUCGCUAGUCGAUACAUCAAAUUAAAAAAAGAUCAUCAAUAUUAUUUUGAAGAUUGUAUGUUUGUUGAUUUACAAUUUGGAGAACAUAAGGUAUCACGUAAUAUAAAAAUUACCAUUGUAUCUAUUGCCGGUAAAGUACUGGAAACUUUGGAUCUUUACGAAACAAAUGGAUUACUUGCCGAUUUUUCAACGCCUGUUUAUCUCAGUCAAGUAGAUUCGCUUAAAAGUGUUAGAAGGCUUGUUAAAGUUGAUAAUUAUACUUUUAACAAAACAACCAUUGAUGAGUAUGCUCGAGAUCUUGGUUAUUUUACCUUUUACCAAGAUAGAAGUAAAUUAGCUUCUAUGAUUCAUUUUUUCAAAGAUUCAUUAGAUAUCAGUGUGGAAGGAAACGUUGGGAAUUAUGUACUUAGAAGAUUACCCAGUAACUUUCAUAAUGGGUACUAUCAGUACAUUUAUGUACAAGUAUUAGAAAAUAAUCAAGCCACCGAAGUAUGGAACGAUUUUGACGUUUCUCCACAACCAUCAUUCAAUUUAGGUGCUUCUGGUGUUAAGGCGAUUAAGGCACGAUUAUUUGUUGCACUGGACCUAGAACAUACUUUUGAUAAGACACCAAGUGAGUUGAUGAAAAUUCUUCUUAUGUAUUUCAAUUUUAUUGGUAUGAUGAACGGCAACUUUACAUCACCAACAGUAGACCUUGAAAUCGGAGCAAUUAUUAUUCCACAGAAUACAAAACCAAACCCAUACUUAGGAAGUACCAGUCCCUUUUCAAGUAAGCUACACUUUCAGCAAACGAGUGAAUUAAUAGGAUUUAUGUAUACUCACAAAUAUUACUUUGGUGUUGAUAAUCAUGAUAUUGUAAUUCUUAUGACAGAACGUUUGAUGUACGGAUCCUCAGAAGUUCCUCCAAAAUUAGUAAAAAUGGAUAGCUUGAAUAAACAUAAAAUUUGUGACGUUAAUGAGGAUCCAUCAAUUUUUUUAUCGUACCAUGUUGAUUUUCAAGCUGCUCAUAACAUCUUAUUAUUUCAAUUAUUUGAUUUGUUCAGCUCAAAUAAUGCCGAACUAAAUAAGAGAAAUGGUUGCUCCAAAUACUGGAACAAUAUUCAAGGGAAAAGAUCCAAACAAUACCGAACAUUGCCUACGUGUAUUAUCGACUCAUAUUCAGAUUAUUUCCGGAACUCUAACUGCUCAUAUUUCAGUGAACAUAAGAAGUAAUAACAUACAUCGUCUGUAUAGAAUGUAUGUCAUAAGAUGCUACGCUUAGGGACCCGACGACUUCCGAUGGAAGAAUAUCGACUUCAAUGGAGCUGUCGAAUGCAAAUCGUUACUAAAAUUUAAGGAAACAUUUUUCAAUAAAUUAAUUCAACAUUAAUUUGGUUGUUAAAAAAACUGAUUUCUUUUUAUUAACCCUUCGUCACUCGCUCAAUGAGCGCGGCGCCGCCUUUUUUACAAUUAUGCAAUUUUCUCAUAAUUACGGUGACGGAUGAGGUCGAAAAAAUUAGAAUGCUUGAAUUAGACAUUCUAAAAGAAUUUCUAGCACUAGCCGCUUCUAAGAAAUAAAUUAUUUUGUUAAAAAAAAAUAUUUUCAUGCGAAAAAAAUUGAAAAGCGGCGCGACGCCGCCCAGUGCGAGUUAGUAACCGGUAAAUGUCCGCCGCGCGCUGCUGCCAACUUGUGUGUGGUAAUAUUCUCUUGUACGAUAUAGAUAUAUAAAUAUUUAGGUUGGACAUUUAGGUAUUCUCUCUUAAUAGAGAUACAUUUUUUAUUAAUAAUUAAGAAUAAUUCUACGCGUAAUAAGUAUUUUGUCACAAACAAAAAUAUGUUAUUUAAAUAUUAAUUAUUAUAUUUACAAAUAUAUAUUUAUAUUAUAUGUAAUGUGUGUAUAAUAUUCAAGAAGAAUUUCGAGGUUAUAACCACAACAGAUUUAGCAAUCUGAAAAAUGUGGCAACAGCGCGCUUGAUUUAACACGGCGGCGCAGCGCUCACCGCGCGAGUGACGAAGGAUGAAAAAGUGAUGCGGGUGAC
Molecule: messenger RNA, 2104 nt
Organism: Microplitis mediator
Lineage: Eukaryota; Metazoa; Arthropoda; Insecta; Hymenoptera; Braconidae
Exons: 12
Coding region: 143-1297 (384 amino acids)
Source: RefSeq, a predicted model, not a curated record